CUUUCGUUGUUUUAAAAUUAUAUUUUACGUUGAGUUGUUUAAACACCUAUUCGUUGAAAAUUUGUGUCUUUAAAAUAUAUAUGCCGUCAUGAGACCACCUUAAUAAGAAUUGUGGUUCUUAAUGUUAGGGUUGAACAAUGGAGUAACAGAAGAACGGAAUUGUGAAAUGGAAGAAGCUGAAACUGGAGAACAACCCACAAUCUACUUUCGUCUGUGUGUCUGGAAUAGUACUGGAACAGAUCCACUUGCCAAAGCAUGUAAAUGUCAACCCAUGCGCUGUGCUCGGCGUGCCAUCAUCGUUACAACUGAUGGCACGAUCUUCUACGAUUUCAAGAGAAAUGAGUUUGAUGUGCAUUACAAUGAGUUUAAUGAUUUUGAUUUGUCCACGAGUGGUGUUUGCCAUAAUGGGUUAAUGUACCUCUUGCAUGCAAUAUAUAGCCCUUUCGAAGAUAACCAUACCGACGUGGCAUGUUUCGACAUUGAGACGGGCAAAUGGUGCUGCUUCGUGAAGGGAUUUGAAGAGUAUGAUAAUGCACUUCCUCUCCUUCAUAGUCCUGAUACGUACAUGUUUAAUAUUCCUUCAUUGUUCCUUCACUUGGGAGAAGACCGUUUCUGCCUUUUAUGGGCAGGUGGUGGCCCCAAAGUCCACUGCACCAGAUUCACUCUCAAUGUGAGGGGGAGGCGAGUUUUUGCAGAAAAGGUUUCUACCCAGGUGUACAGGGUUGAGGGCUUGGUACGCUGUUUCACUGGGGAGUAUCAGGCUUUGCCUCUGAAUACUUUGGCCCAGAGGCAUUUCGAAGACAGGAUUCACAACAUCAAACAUACCUUAAGCCAAUUGCAAUUGUCAGAGAUUCAAGAUCAACAAAGAAAAAUUGAAUCCAUCCAAGAUGAUCUUAACCAAUUACUAGCUUUAUCCCAGAAUAUGCAUAUGCAACAACAGGUUCCUCCUCCACCAGCUCUGGGGGUGUCUGGGACACCAUCACUUAUUACAGAUUCAGCUGUAAUGUUAGGGUUGAACAAUGGAGUAACAGAAGAACGGAAUUGUGAAAUGGAAGAAGCUGAAACUGGAGAACAACCCACGAUCUACUUUCGUCUGUGUGUCUGGAAUAGUACUGGAACAGAUCCACUUACCAAAGCAUGUAAAUGGUUUGCUAUUCCACCGCGAGGGGUAAAUGUGGACACAAAUGCCCCUCUCUCCCCGGCCUUUCACGAGCCACCCUGGGGAAAGCAUGGGAUAACAUAUGAACCUGUUGGGGUGGGAUCUCAUAUUUUCCUCAUAAGUGGUGUAGAAUAUACUUGUUGUGAUGUACCGAUCAGGCGUGUCCAUUAUUUAAAUACUCAAAGCGAAGAGAAAAAUUGGGAAGAUGGCCCUACUCUUGAGAAAGCACCUAAUACGUGCUAUAUCUUCGCUGUGGAUGGCAAGAUUUAUGCACUGGGAAUGUAUUGGGAUAAUUUAUUUACUUUGCACUAUCUUGACUCCCAUAAGUUGGAGAAGGGAUGGACGUGCUUGCUAGAAUUGGAUGAUUAUGAUAAAUCCCCUACGAGCUCAUGUGUGUUUGCACACACAAUUGAAUAUGAAGUUGUAACUGAUUCUACUACUAGUCAACCCAUGCGCUGUGCUCAGCGUGCCAUCAUCGUUACAUGUGAUCGCACGAUCUUCUACGAUUUCAAGAGAAAUGAGAUUGAUGUGCAUUACAAUGAGUUUGAUGAGUUUGGUUUGUCCAAGAGUGGUGUUUUCCAUAAUGGGUUAAUGUACCUCUUGUAUGCAAGAUAUAGCCCUUUCGAAGAUAACCAUACCGAAGUGGCAUGUUUCGACAUUGAGAAGGGCAAAUGGUGCCGCUCCGUGAAGGGAUUUGAAGAGUAUGAUAAUGCACUUCCUCUCCUUCAUAGUCCUGAUACGUACAUGUUUAAUAUUCCUUCAUUGUUCCUUCAUUUGGGAGAAGACCGUUUCUGCCUUUUAUGGGCAGGUGGUGGUCCCAAAGUCCAUUGCACCAGAUUCACUCUCAAUGUGAGGGGGAGGCGAGUUUUUGCAGAAAAGGUUUCUACCCAAGUGUACAGGGUCGAGGGCUUGGUUCGCUGUUUCACUUGGGAGUUUCAGGCUUUGGCAAUCUUCGCCAGCGUCCCCCGUCAUUACCCUGCAGUGUCCGGUUCGGUCGCAGGGCUCGAGACUCGACAGAUCUCGUCGUUCAUUAACAAUCCGAGUCCUAACCGGUCGAACCGUGCGUCUUAUCAGACGCGUUUAGAUGGGUGUGAUUAUGAGCACUGGCUUGUUGUGAAGGAGAAGCCUGCAGACUCUCCUUCGAGAGACGAGAUAAUUGAAGGCUAUAUUAAAACCCUAGCCCAGGUGGUUGGAAGUGAGGAAGAGGCAAGGAUGAGGAUAUACUCUGUCUCAACUAGACACUAUUAUGCAUUCGGGGCUCUCGUGUCAAAGGAACUUGCUGAAGACUUAUAUGAUUUGGAAGGGGUUAAGCUUGUGCUUCCAGAUUCUUACAUGGAUAUCAUAAACAAGAACUAUGGGGGCGAGCCAUUCAUCAAUGGUCAGGCUGUACCGUAUGAUCCUAAAUACCAUGAGGUGUUUGUGAGAAACCAGGAGGCUGCACGUCUCCGGAGGGAGAGAAGAGAGGCGCCUUAUCAGAGAUCUCAGGAGUGUAUGAGAAAAAGGGGAACCGAAACACUGAACCAGUAAUUAAACUGGAAAAAUUGGUUUUUGGUUCGGUUUGGUUACACACACACACACACGGACUUCCUUAGUUCUACUAAGUUGUGUU
This is a messenger RNA of Cuscuta campestris, 2768 nucleotides long. NCBI's taxonomy places the organism in Eukaryota, Viridiplantae, Streptophyta, Magnoliopsida, Solanales, Convolvulaceae. The record is from the annotation of a GenBank genome assembly.